Leguminivora glycinivorella is the source of this 2278-nucleotide messenger RNA. RefSeq names its product zinc finger protein 570-like. The record is from RefSeq and is a predicted model, not a curated record. Bases 16 to 870 code for a protein of 284 amino acids. The transcript has a single exon. Lineage: Eukaryota; Metazoa; Arthropoda; Insecta; Lepidoptera; Tortricidae.
AUCGUCGGACGGACCAUGUCAGAACUAAUUAUAAGAGUUGAUAUAACAGGUUUAGAAUGCAAACUUUGCAACACCGAAAUCGGUGAAUUAGAGAAAUUAACAAAACAUUUAAAGGAUGAACACUCACAACGAAUAUACACACGGAUCAAAAACUACAUGAUUCCUUUCAAAUUCGACACCGGCAAUGAACUAACGUGCGUUAUCUGUGAACAUGUGUUCCAUAAUUUCAAGACGUUAGUACAGCACAUGCAUAUGCAUUAUCCGAACUUUGUGUGCGGAUCUUGUGGCAGCGGCUUCGUCAACCAACGGAGCUACCAACACCACGCCAGCAGGCACGCCAACGGAGAAUUCAAGUGCGCAAAAUGUCAACGAGUCUUUGAUAACAAGACCAAACUAAAGACGCAUCAGAGAUCAGUGCAUCAGGGAUACAACAAGCGGAACAAAUGUGACUUCUGCGAAGAACGAUUUGUUGGCUAUGUAGCAAAAACCUCACACAUGAUUGAAGUACACGGAAUGACAGAGCUCCAAGUUAAGUGCCCCGCGUGUGAAAAGACCUUUAAAAAUCAUAAGUACCUCGCCAUCCACAAGCGAACGUUUCACAUGAUGGAAAAGAGGCACAAAUGUACUGAAUGCGACAAAAUGUUUUUCUCCACACAUGGACUGAAACAACAUAUGCUGACUCACACAGGGAAGCGUGAUUUCCAAUGUGUUGUUUGUAGUAAAUCGUACGGGAGGAAGAGCACAUUAAGGGAACACAUGAGAAUACACGCAGAUGACCGCAGGUUUAAGUGUGAACACUGCGGAAUAGCAUUCGUUCAGAAAUGUAGUUGGCGGGGGCACAUGCGAUCCAAGCACGGCGAAGAAGUUUGAUCUUGUUACUUUUUUCCUUUAUAAAAAUGUACAAUAUUAAAAAAAAUGUAAAAAAAAAUCUACGAAAAUAAAUAAUCACAAUCGAUUUGCGUGUUUCAACUUUCAAUACACGAAGGAAGGAGACGAAAAAUUAUAGCCUUUGUAAAACAAAACUUAUCUUUGCAGAUCUACCUGAAGAAAGAAGUUCCCAAAUAAAAGUCGAGGUGGCAAAAGAAUAUAAACGAAAGUCUAAGAAAGACCGAACCACUGACACAAGUACAGCUUCAGCUACAAAAUCAAUAGCUCAGACUUACUCUAGUGGAAAACGUAAUGAAUUUGAUUUGCAUAUCCAGAAUCUGCGCACAAUAAUGAGAUGUUCCAACGCCACGCCAUUAAGACUGCACGGCAAGUGGUACACAUGCUGCUGUUGCCCUGAACGAUUCGACGACACCGCAGCUCUCAAAAGACACACGUCAGAAAAACAUCCCACUGGACACAAUGCUUACUUUGGCCGGGACAUCACGCAACUGAUAAUAAGAGUAGAUAUAACAGACUUGCGAUGCAAACUUUGCAAGAGCCAAAUCCCCAGCGUUGAGAAAUUGAUGGAGCAUUUAAAAAAGGAACACUCAGAAACGAUAUAUUCUUUUGAUAAAAACUACAUGGUUCCCUUUAGAUUUGACACUAACAGAACAGAGCUGAAAUGCGCGAAAUGCGACAAUGAAUUCCACAAUUUUAAAACUUUGGUUCAGCAUAUGAAUACACAUAUUCCUAACUUCGUAUGUAACGCCUGCGGCACGGGAUAUGUGAAUCUGAGGAGCUUGCAGAACCAUGUCCGGAUACACGCGAACGGAGAACACAAAUGCGAGACAUGCCAUCGAGUUUUCAAUAACAGACUCAAGUUGAAGGAACACGAAAAAUCCGUACAUCUAGGGUUCAAAAAACGUAACAAAUGCGAUCACUGCGAGGAGCGCUUCAAUGGGACUAUAGCCAAGAAUAUCCACAUGGUCAAUAUCCACGGCAAGCCUGCAAUUGAGAUCAGGUGUCCGGCGUGUGAAAAGUCUUUUAAAAGCUAUAAAUACCUCGCUAUACACAAGCGGACGUUCCAUAUGAUGGAGAAACGGCACAAGUGUCCGGAGUGUGAUAAAAUGUUUUUCUCCACGCCUCAGGUUAAGAAUCAUAUGCUGUCGCAUACAGGGCAGAGAGACUUCCACUGUGUGAUCUGCAGCAAGGCGUACGGCAGGAAGAGUACGCUAAGGGAGCAUAUGAGGAUCCACGCAGACGACCGCCGGUUUAAGUGCGAGCACUGUGAUAUGACGUUCGUGCAGAAAUGUAGCUGGAGGGGACACAUGAGAUCUAAACAUGGGGAGGAAGUGUGAUCUACAUCCAUUUUGUAUUAAUAUUUACUGUUAAUAAAUGUUUGUUUUAUCAU